This is a messenger RNA of Aspergillus costaricaensis CBS 115574, 1130 nucleotides long. RefSeq names its product SSH4 family protein. Lineage: Eukaryota; Fungi; Ascomycota; Eurotiomycetes; Eurotiales; Aspergillaceae. The record is from RefSeq and is a predicted model, not a curated record. The transcript has a single exon. Bases 104 to 1090 code for a protein of 328 amino acids.
UAUAAGUUCAACAGGAUUAAUAUAUAUGAGUCUCAAACGCGAUCAUUAAGGGCACUUCUUCCUGUCUAUAUUGGUCUAAUUGUUUUUUUUUUUUAAGCUGCAAAUGGCGGACCACUCUAAAGCCACGUCUCAAAAAGCACAAUCUGAGUAUACGAUGCCUAUUGCCUCACCUCCGCCAUAUUCUGCUUCUGCAACUACUGGAACCGGAAGUCAAGGGCCCCUCCUUUAUCACAACUGGCAGGAGACUGUGCCCGAUACAGCAACGCUUCCACCGCCACCGAUCGCUGGGUUUUUCUCCUCAAGUACAGGAAAUGCCUCCUGCGACGAUGCAGAGCGUGCCCACGCUUUUUGUGAUAAGCUUCCCCUGAAUAUUCCCGUCAAGCCAUCUGAUGCUCUGUACAAAUCUGCUCAGGAAUACGAUCUGAACCCUGCAGAGUCACCAAGGUUUGGUGGGAAGCUAUCCGUUGUCAACAAGGGGCACUGGAAAGGGUCCACAAGAGAUGGGAAUGUCGACUGUCUUCUAACUACAGAUUUGCCCCUCUACUUCUCCCUCAAGGAUUCUCCAUUGCUUACCAAAACAAGUAAAACUAUUUACUUUGAAGUAAGACUGCUUGGCCUCCGCGUAGGUCCGCAAGGACAGUCUGCCGAGGCCAGCGGGUUCUCUAUUGGGUUUGUGGCACAACCAUAUCCCAACUGGAGAUGUCCAGGAUGGGAAAGGGGUAGCCUCGGAGUCUUCUCUGAUGAUGGUUGUCGCUUUGUGAAUGACUCGUGGGGUGGGAAGGGGUUCACGAGCAAGUUCAAUGUAGGAGAGACAGUUGGUUUGGGGAUGACAUUUCACUUCCCCACCAUGGCCACCUCGGUUUCGGUGGGUGCAGACACGAAGGUUGAUGUCGAUAUCUUUUUUACCCGUGACGGUCAGAAAGUCGGGGGCUGGAACCUUUACGAGGAGUUGGAUGAGGAUUCUGGAGGGGUAGAGGGUCUAGGAGGAGAUUUCGAUCUGUAUGGCGCCCUCGGACUAUUCGGAGGCGUGGAUUUCGAGGUUUUAUUCAAUCCUGCAGAUUGGUUAUGGGCUCCUGGAGAGGAUAUCUAAUUGUCGCCAUUCUGUGCCUUACAUUGCUCCGGUAAACGCA